UUUUAAACGAGCGAUCGUGUCGCCUGGUGGUGUUUAACGGCAAUGUCUAGAAAACGUUUUUUAAAAACUAUGGAAUUUUAAGAAAAGAAAAAAAUUAAAAAAAAUACUUUUGUGUUUUAUGAAUUGUAACUAAAUAAAAGCCACAAAAAUGUGAUUUAAUAACAAAACAAAAUUUGCAAAAAAAACAAAAUUUUAGUUAAAACAAAUAGUUCCUUUUUUUAAUUUCUAAUAAUACUCGAAAUUUUUUGGUGGUGGCUUUUUUUUUGAAAACAAAACCCACAAGCAAAAAAGUGUGACACGAUUUUUGUCUCCUCCAACACACACACACAAAUAAUGGUGGAGUAAAAUUAUACAUAUAAAACUUAAUGUUACCAAAAUAACAACAACAGUAACAUAAUAAAACAAAAAAACGAAAACAAGUUUGUGUUAAAAACCUUUAAAAUAUUUUAUUAAAAUAAUAAAAAACCAAUUAGUUAAAAAAAAUAAUAAUAAAAAUUAUAAUUCAAUUUGAAAUAAUUUUUCUUAAAGAAAAAAUAGUUUCCUACAAAAAAAACCCACGAAUUUUCUACUUAAACUACAACUUCUUAGAUUUGUUUUUCAUUUUUCAACUUAAACAAACAUCUUAAGAAUGUUUUAUAUAGUGUACGAGUGCCAAAAUUUUAGCUGAAAUAACAAAAAUUUAAAGAAAAUAUUUGAAAUUUCUUAUAAAACAUCAAAAAAGAAAUUUUCAAAAAAAAAUUGGAUUAUCUUUUUACAAAAAAGACAUAAAUACUGGGAUUUACUCAUACAAUUGGAUUAACUUUAAAAAAAAACUAAGAAAAGCUCUUUUUUUUAUAUGAUUGAAAUUUGCAAAUAUUUAAUGAAGUAAAUUGCUGGGGAAUAACAACAACAACAACUAUAAUUGAAAAUUAUAAAAUUAUACAGCAAUAAUAAAAAAUGGAAAAAAUGAUGUUUUUUAAAUUUCGAAAUCUCUAUAUUUGACGCUGGUGUCUUUUUAAGUUUAUUUCAUGUUGAACUUUAAACUCACACACGCUUAGCUGCUUAAAUCUAAAAUAAAAGUGGAAAAUUUCAACUUUACUCUCAACAAAAUAUAACCUGAAAAUUAUCUUAUAUAAAAGAUAUUGCAACAAAAUAAAUCUCUACAAUUAUUAGAGGAAUAGUCGGCUUUUUUAAGCUGUCCUCAACUCUCCCUCUAAAUUUCUCUCUCUUGGACUCACUCUGCUUAAAGAUGUCGUUUCAUUUAAAAUAUCACACAACAUCACCUACAAGAGAGAGAUGUCUUUAUGCUAUCAUCUCGUUACUACUGCUAAUAAGUUUUCAUCAUCGGGGCUGUCGAGCUGAUGGCCUGCAGCAUAUGUCUGAUAAUGGUGGUGGAGUAGCGGGUGUUGGUAUGGGUGGCAAUAUGGGCCUGGGCAUGCAUUCAAUGGAAGUUAGUCCGGCUCCCGGUUAUGGUUUGCCCGCCAUACCCAAAGAUCCCAACUCAAGAUGUGAAGAAAUUACGAUACCCAUGUGUCGUGGCAUAGGCUAUAACAUGACCUCAUUUCCCAAUGAAAUGAAUCAUGAAACACAAGAUGAAGCUGGUUUGGAAGUGCAUCAAUUUUGGCCUUUGGUGGAAAUAAAAUGCUCACCUGAUCUUAAAUUCUUCUUAUGCUCCAUGUAUACUCCCAUUUGCUUGGAAGAUUAUCACAAACCUUUACCCGUCUGCCGUUCGGUAUGUGAAAGAGCUCGAGCUGGCUGCGCACCCAUUAUGCAGCAGUAUAGUUUUGAGUGGCCCGAAAGAAUGGCUUGUGAAAAUUUACCCUUCCACGGUGAUCCCGAUAAUCUCUGUAUGGAACAACCUUCUUAUACCGAUUCUUCUUCGUCUGGCGGUUCCUCCUCCAGUGGUGGCAGUGGCUCCGGCCGUGGUGAUUCUUCUGGCAGUGGCUCAUCCUCAGGUGGCGGUAAACGCAAACAAUCCGGUUCGGGUUCAUCAUCUGGCUCCCAAAAAUGUAAAGGCAAGAAUUCAAAAAACUGCCAAAGCUCCCUAGGAGAAAAAACAAACGCAAAGGAAUGCACAUGCUCGUGUCGCCCACCUCUCAUACUCCUGGGGAAGGAAGCUCAACUGAUGCAGCCGCCACUGCACUAUCCAUGGUACAUGAACUCGACUGUGUCAAGAAUCGCCGGCGUUCAAAAUUGCGCAAUACCGUGCAAGGGCCCGUUCUUCACAAACGAAGAAAAGGAAUUCGCCGGCAUAUGGAUAACACUGUGGUCGGGCCUAUGCUUUUGCAGCACUCUAAUGACACUCACCACGUUCAUCAUCGACACCGAAAGGUUUAAGUAUCCCGAGAGGCCUAUCGUUUUCCUGUCAGCCUGUUAUUUUAUGGUGGCUGUGGGUUAUUUAUCCAAGAAUUUCUUGCAAAAUGAGGAAAUUGCCUGUGAUGGUCGUUUGCUGAAGGAAAGUUCAACGGGACCACAUUCUUGUACCUUGGUUUUCCUGAUGACUUAUUUCUUUGGCAUGGCUUCUUCGAUAUGGUGGGUUAUCUUAUCGUUCACCUGGUUUUUGGCGGCUGGUUUGAAAUGGGGCAAUGAGGCCAUCACCAAACAUUCACAAUAUUUCCAUUUGGCAGCCUGGCUGAUACCCACUGUACAAUCUGUAGCUGUUCUACUACUCUCUGCCGUAGAUGGUGAUCCCAUAUUGGGCAUUUGCUAUGUGGGCAAUUUGAACCCUGACCAUUUGAAAACUUUUGUUUUGGCUCCUUUGUUUGUGUACCUGGUCAUAGGCACUACCUUCCUAAUGGCCGGUUUUGUCUCCCUCUUCCGCAUACGUUCGGUAAUUAAGCAACAAGGCGGCGUGGGUGCUGGCGUUAAGGCGGACAAACUGGAAAAGCUAAUGAUACGCAUAGGCAUCUUCUCGGUGCUAUAUACCGUCCCGGCUACCAUAGUCAUUGGCUGUUAUCUUUACGAGGCGGCCUAUUUCGAGGAUUGGAUCAAAGCCUUGGCCUGUCCUUGUGCUCAAAUCAAGGGUCCCGGCAAAAAACCGUUGUAUUCAGUUUUAAUGUUAAAAUACUUUAUGGCUUUGGCGGUGGGCAUAACAUCCGGCGUAUGGAUAUGGUCGGGUAAAACUUUAGAAAGUUGGCGCCGCUUUUGGCGACGUCUCUUUGGCCAGCCCGAUCGUACCGGGGCCAAUCAGGCGCUCAUCAAACAAAGGCCACCCAUACCACAUCCAUAUGCCGGCUCUGGCAUGGGCAUGCCGGUAGGUUCCGCUGCCGGAUCUCUACUGGCUACCCCCUAUACCCAAGCGGGAGGAGCUUCGGUGGCUUCCACUAGCCACCACCAUUUGCAUCAUCAUGUUUUGAAACAGCCUGCUGCCAGUCAUGUAUGACAUGGAGAGUCAGGCGGAGCUUCAACGAUGGGCGGUGGUGGCGGCGGCGGCAGUACAAUUGGCGGUGGCAGUGUGCUAGGUGGUCAUGGUACUCUCAUGAGCACAGCAGGCAAUAGUACGGUUGGCGGCAGUGGUAUGCACGGUGUUGGGGCUCCUCCUGGCAGUAUAAUGCAUGGUGGCGGCGGUGGUGUUAGUGGUGGUGGCGGUAAUGGUGGCAUGAAUACUCCUGGUAAUGUUUAUGGUAAUGGAGGUGGUGGCGGUGGUGGGGGUAAUGGUGGCAAUCAAGUGGCCCCCGGUUCUAUGGUAGACUCACGCGCUGUUUCAGUAGUAGUUUCACUGCCGGGCGGGCCUGGUGCCCAGCAUCCGGGUCAGGCAUUAAGUGAUUAUGGUCCUAUAUAGUUAAUGGUACGACCUGAUACAAAUCAUUGGGUAUCCACAAGUAGUUUUAGUCAAUUGUAAAGAGUUUAUUUCCCACUUUUGCAAGGAAAUAAAGGGGGGAAUAGAGAUUAAACUAGGGUUCGUUUAAGGGUUAAAUUUUUUAUAUAUUUUAGAAGUUUUAAAAAGUUUUUAAUAGUUUUUUUCAUUUAAACUCUACUCUUAGAGUGAAAUUGAGAAAGAGAACCUUAGUGAGACCAAGAACUCUUUUACUUUUGCCUAUAAAUAUUUGAGGUAAUGACUUAUGUAAAAAAAAAAAACAAAAACAAUUUCUUGCUGUUUUCUUAACUCCUUAAAAAUUUAAAUAAAAACAAAAAAAUAACAGGAAUUUUGAAACAGCGGCCAUAUUAAAAAUCUAGUAAAGUAAUUUUUAAUUAUUAUUUUUCAUUCUUUUUCAUUUAAAUACUAUAGAAAACAAAGCUAUUUAACUAAUAAUAUAUUAAAAACAUAAAAAAAAUAUAUAUAAAAUAAAAAUCUAGUCCACAUUUUUCCAUAAUAAAAUUUAAGAAAAACUACUGAAAAGAUAUAAAGAACAUAAAACGAAAAGCACAAUAUCUAUAAUAAUUAAAAAAGAAAAAAAAGUUUAUUUAAAAUAAACUACAAAGCUAAACUACUUUUUUGUGUUAAUUUUUAUAAUAAUUUUUAAUAAUUUUCUUAAAUAGACUGACUUUAUAAAUAACAAAAUAAGAAAAUCUUACAAAAAAAAUAUAUAAACUACAAAAUGGAAACAGUGUUAAAAUAAACAUAAAACACAGAAAAUGGGAGUAAAUGUUUAAGGAACAGAAA
Messenger RNA from Lucilia sericata (common green bottle fly), 4582 nucleotides. It is a transcript of the gene fz2, whose product is annotated as frizzled-2. The transcript has 3 exons. Gene Ontology annotation, molecular function: Wnt receptor activity; Wnt-protein binding. Gene Ontology annotation, biological process: canonical Wnt signaling pathway; non-canonical Wnt signaling pathway. The record is from RefSeq and is a predicted model, not a curated record. Bases 1229 to 3361 code for a protein of 710 amino acids. Gene Ontology annotation, cellular component: plasma membrane. NCBI's taxonomy places the organism in Eukaryota, Metazoa, Arthropoda, Insecta, Diptera, Calliphoridae.